AUGAGAAGGCAUGGUUUUUCUUCUAGUUCAAGCAGUAGUUCUUGGACUAAUAAUUUUCCAGUCCAAAAAUGUCGGUGUAGUGAAGAAGAGCUUCCAUUCAAGACAUCUUGGACAAAAAACAAUCCCGGAAGAAGAUAUUGGGCAUGCCCAAAUUACGGGACAAGAGAAUUUUGUGGAUUUUACAAGUGGCUAGAUUCGGAAAUGUGUGCUCGUUCCAAACAAAUAAUACCCGGACUGCUUUCAAAAUUGAACAACCUUGAGGAUGAGCUCAAUGAUUUCAUGAUAAGAGAAAGGAAACUGGAAGCUGAAUUGAGGGAAGCCAAUAGCAAGAGGAUUACUAUGGAAAAACAACUAGAUGUAUUGAAAAAUGAAAAGAAAAAUUUCAUUGUAAAACUAGGAGUCUUCUUUCUAGUUGUAGUUGUUGUGUUCUAUGUACUAAAUAGCCAAAAUUAG
This is a messenger RNA of Striga asiatica, 453 nucleotides long. The record is from the annotation of a GenBank genome assembly. NCBI's taxonomy places the organism in Eukaryota, Viridiplantae, Streptophyta, Magnoliopsida, Lamiales, Orobanchaceae.